Papaver somniferum (opium poppy) is the source of this 1375-nucleotide messenger RNA. RefSeq names its product deSI-like protein At4g17486. Gene Ontology annotation, molecular function: deubiquitinase activity. The transcript is spliced from 4 exons. NCBI's taxonomy places the organism in Eukaryota, Viridiplantae, Streptophyta, Magnoliopsida, Ranunculales, Papaveraceae. Gene Ontology annotation, biological process: protein deubiquitination. The coding region runs from base 377 to 1033 and encodes 218 amino acids. The record is from RefSeq and is a predicted model, not a curated record.
UUUCCAAAGACGAAAAAGAAAUCAAAAUGCUCUUUCUCUUUUUAACUGAAAUCCCUUUAUAUUUAGCAUGCCCAGUGAUCCAGAUACUUCCCAAUACGUGGGUCAUAAUAGGUGUACGUUUCUUUUUCCUCAGCUUUCAACCCCCAGAAACGCUUGAAUUCAUUGCGAAAGCUGAAGAAAAAAGAAAACAAAAUCCAAAUUCUAGCUGAAAUCCUUCAAUCUCCAAGUCCUCCCCUUGUUAAAUUCUCCCAUUUUCAUUAGAUUUUCAUCCUAGAAAGGAAGAAGAUCCUAUUCAAGGAUUGCAAAUUUUUGAAAGAAGAGCAGAUUUUUUUUAGGGGUUUCUGUGAAGAAUCUGAGAGGAGAUCUGUCUGUAAAUAUGGGUAAUAUAAAUUCAGGUUCUGAAGAUAGUGAUGGCAACUAUCAGGCACCUGUUAUCUUGAAUAUUUACGAUCUUACCCCUAUCAACAAUUAUACCCGUUGUGUUGGUUUGGGGAUUUUUCAUUCUGGGAUUGAAGUUCAUGGUUUGGAAUAUGGAUUUGGAGCACAUGAUUACUCUGCAAGUGGAGUUUUUGAGGUGGAACCAAAGCGAUGCCCUGGUUUUCUAUACAGAUGCUCAGUGCAGUUGGGAUAUACGAAAAUGCCACCUGCUGAGUUCCGGUUAUUUAUGGAGGAUGUAGCUUCAGAAUACCAUGGUGACACCUAUCAUCUGAUCACUAAGAAUUGCAACCAUUUCACAGAAGACAUGGCCAUGAGAUUAACUGGCAAAGAGAUUCCUGGAUGGGUGAACAGGCUUGCCCGAAUAGGUGUCAUGUGCAGUUGUUUGCUUCCUGAAAGCCUCCAAGUAACCACGGUUAAACAGUCGCCGGAGUUUCACAAUUGUUCCGAGGAAGAUGGCUCUGAGUCUCAAUCCACGCCAACCACACGCGAACCUACAGAAAUUGAUGAAGCAGAUCAAGCUGAUAAACACCUCCUCUCUCCUACUAACGCGGGUGGAAUUGAAGUUUCUUUUGUCCGAGAAUCAUCUGUCAGGUGAAGUGGUGAAGUCUUGGUCUCUCUGUUUCUUUUGUCAGAGAGUAGCCUUGGUAUAAACAUCAAUUCAAAGGAAUACUUUGGUAUGCAUGGUGGUUCUGCAGAAUGAACUACCUUGGUUGGGAAUGUAUUAUAGUCCAUGGUUGUGUAUAAUUACAUUUUUGGUAAACGAGUUAAAUUCCGGGUUGAUCAGCUUAGUGUGACGUUUGUCACUUUAUCUUACAGUUGUUCUUGUCUGUCUUAAUGGUAUGAAGCACUCUCCUUUCCAGUAAAAGAUGUUAGGAUCUUUUUUGGAAACAUAAAUUGUUGGGAAAAUGAAUGAUUUGGCUUGGUGUGUUUGGAUGUC